AGAAGAGAAGCAAAAAAGGGUUCCUUCUAAAACCACCAAAAUAAAUCCCCACACUUCCUUAACUUUCGCACUUUGUUCUCAACAUACCAGAUCCCGCCACCGUAUACGCCUAAAAUGGACCCACCAUCACCGGCUCCGCCGUCUACCGCCACCGAUUCCCUCUUGGACUUACCACCUCUUCCCACUCCGACCACCAAGGUCCGCCUUUUAUGCAGUUAUGGUGGACAUAUAGUUCAACGUCCUCACGAUAAAACUCUUUGUUAUGCCGGCGGUGACAACCGUGUCGUCGCCGUCGACCGUCGCACCACCAUUUCUUCUCUCUCCGCCCUUUCUGCCCAUCUUUCUCGUACCCUUUACGGCAAUCGUCCAUUUUAUCUCAAAUACCAGCUUCCUGACGAGGAACUUGAUUCUCUCAUCACCGUCACCACCGAUGAGGACUUACAGAACAUGCUCGAAGAACACGAUAGGACCAUCACUGCGUCUGUUACAUCUUCCCGUAUCAGAUUAUUCCUCUUUCCCGUCAAACCUGAAUCGUUGGGUUCGGCCCUACUUGAUUCUAAAGCUGAUUCUUGGUUUUCUGAUGCUUUGAAUAAUACUCGGAUCGCUAGAAGGGGUCAAUCAACUGAUUCAGGCUUUGGUCAUGAGUUAAUCGGUUUUGAAAAUUUGGGUGGGUCCAAUUCGGUUGUUUCUUCAGAGGGACAGGGUGAUAAUUUGAGUACAAUUGGAGGGAGUGCUGGAGAUGCCAAGCAAACAUUGGAUUUUGGUGGUGGUUCAGUGCCUGAGUCUAUGGUUUUGGAGACUAGCUCUUCAUUUGGGUCGACCAGUUCUUCCAUUUCUAUGUCUAAUAUACCUGCUAUUGGAGUUCAAGCCGAGGAUGGUGGUGUCAAUUUGCUGGACAAAAGAGUCAGAGUACCCUCAUCAUCAGCUUCAGUAGAGAGCGAUAGUAUCGUUGGAAGUACGGGUUUUCAACCUAAAGUUGGAAUUCACCAAGAGCCACUUAUUCAAGUUAUGUCCAGUAUGGCCUCCCACAGUCUCUUCGAAGCAGAAGGCUCCAACGCCAAUCCCUCUCUCAUUCAGACGCCAAAAAUGGUUCAGGUUUCUGGGUAUCCACUACCUCAGACAUUGGAUGGGAAGCAGCCCCAACCUGGAAUGCAGUAUGUUCAUGGUGGUGCCUGUUAUGUACCUCAUUAUCCUAGCGGUCCUUUGCCAGUAUCAUCCUGUUAUCCAUUUUAUCAGGUUCCCAUGCAGCAGCCACAACAAACUCCUUAUCCUCUGAAUCAACAAUACCCAAUAUAUUUAGUUCCUGUGCAGCAAAUGCAAUCUCACAGUAUGUCAGUGCUGCCCAACAUUAAUCAUGCAGCAGUGAUGGCGUCCAAUCUGCCACCCUUGCAUCCACAAAGUGUCAUAAACCCUCCAUCAGUAGCUUAUAAGGAGGUCAUGGCGGCUCAAUCAGUGCCUGAGUCGGGUUCAAAAGUGUACACGACUGUCCCAACAGCAUCACUACCCAUUAGUGCGCCUUCUCAGACUCGGCAACAAUGUACUGUCCUUCCUGAACCACAGCUUAUUUCCCAACCUGUCUCAACUGCAUCAGUUCCUGCUGCAAAUGAUGCAAAUGAGUUUGAUGAUGAUCUUGCAUACAAUCAGAUAUAUAAAUCUCAGCCUCCUCCACCUUCUUUCAUUUCCCAGUGCCAAACCAUUACAAAGGGGGCAGCAGUAUUACUGUCAGAGUCUUCCAUGCAGAUGCACAGUAACAAUGUAAUGAACCAGGCACCAUCACAUUCUCAGUGAGGCUGUGAAAAGAAGAUCAAAAGUUUUGAUAGUGGGAUCAUCUUUUGUUAUAGUUCACAAAUUUUAAGAUUUAUUCUUUCAUGUUGUUUGAGGCACAUAAACCAUAAGUUUUUCUUGUGUAGUUUGUUUGUCUCUUUAUUUAAUAUUUGUUAGGACAAUCCCCAUACUCUGAAUACAUCGACACCCAAAAAGAGAAAAAAAUUGAAGAAAGUUAAACAGUGGUGAAGACUGAAAGUAGUUGUUUUUGUUUGUUUGCAUCAGAAUAUAUGUGAUGAAUAACAGUGUGUGUUUUACCAUAAAUAUCUGUCUAUUAAUGGUUAGAAACUUUUC
This is a messenger RNA of Solanum stenotomum, 2118 nucleotides long. RefSeq lists its product as uncharacterized. Gene Ontology annotation, molecular function: protein binding. NCBI's taxonomy places the organism in Eukaryota, Viridiplantae, Streptophyta, Magnoliopsida, Solanales, Solanaceae. Bases 115 to 1788 code for a protein of 557 amino acids. The record is from RefSeq and is a predicted model, not a curated record. The transcript has 2 exons.